Messenger RNA from Plodia interpunctella (Indianmeal moth), 3396 nucleotides. RefSeq names its product Phosphorylated adaptor for RNA export (gene Phax). The transcript is spliced from 6 exons. Gene Ontology annotation, biological process: snRNA export from nucleus. Bases 123 to 1304 code for a protein of 393 amino acids. Lineage: Eukaryota; Metazoa; Arthropoda; Insecta; Lepidoptera; Pyralidae. Gene Ontology annotation, cellular component: nucleus. The record is from RefSeq and is a predicted model, not a curated record.
GACAGCUCCUAACAAAGCGAGCGACGAAAACCCACGAAAAUCUAUCUAGGCGGAACACUUUUAUUUUCUAUCAGUUAAAUUAAUGAUCUUUUAUAUUAUCUUCGAAAUCUCUUCACUAGAGGAUGAUGUCUACAACAGAAGGAGAACUGGAUCUUGAAAUCUGCAAUGAACGAGAAGAUGGGGAGCUGGACGAUUCUGAUGUCGAAGAGGGUACAUAUAUACCGCUGGAGAGACCGGAGUCAUUCAAUCCUCCGUCGUUAGUAAAUAUGCAAAUUCAAGAUGAGCAGAGUGACGACGAGGAGGAGUCUUCUGGCUCCGAGUCUGACGACGAGCCCCGGCGGCGUCCCAAGCGGCUGAAAGUGCGCCCGCGCCGGCCGCACCCUCAACCACAGCCAGAAAAGAAAAACAAGUACAAUGUUUGGUGUACAGCAUUACAGGAAGACCUAUUAACAGAGGACAUGGUCAGCUGUGAUGUGUCAAAGAAAAGCAGAUAUGGCGUGGAAUCUUAUGAUUAUACUAUUAAGUAUAGGUUAGAUGAUGACUAUAUAUCUAAGAAAGUAUUUUCCAAUAAUAGUAAUGAUCAGGAGCGAACAUCUAAUAAAAGGACAAAUGAAGAUCGAUCUAAUGUGAAGUUAAGGCUUGGUAAACGAACCAACAGUCACAGGCAUUUGGAGGAGAAACAAAAGCCGAGGUACUUACCAGAUUUGAGUGUCAGUGCCGAUGAUGCAGCAGAAAGUAUUGCAAAUGAUAUUGCUGAAAAGUUAGAGGAAGAGAAGAAGGAUUUACUAGGGAGAAUCGUCCAAGUGAUUGGUGCACACAAAGCUAUGGAAAUAUACAAAGAAACUCAAAGGUUGGAAGCAGAUGGAGGCAUGCUUAUUGUGAACGGGUCGCGGCGGCGAACACCGGGCGGGGUGUACUUCUUCCUGCUGAAGCGGGACGUGGACGUGUCGCAGGAGGCGGUGAGCCAGAUCUUCAACGAGGACCGGCGCGAGACCACGCGCCGCGUCAAGAAGGCCCGCGCCAAGAGCCGCCAGAAGGUCAUGGAACAGCUCAAACAAAGCCUCACAGAUUCUGAACUACCCUCGCUAUUAUCCCGCGGCGAGGCGACCGUGCAGUCGGAGCACGGCUCCAACCCGCCGCCGUCGCCCGCCACGGACGCGCGCGAGUGCUCCAGCGACACGGACACGCACACGGACCCGCGUCCCGCCUCGGCCCUGUCCCACACCAAGGGCCGCCAGCUGCAGGACUCCGAAGACGACGACUACCUCGAAGUCAUGUGCAAUGAUGAGAUGGACUUGUUCUAAUGUGAUUGGACGGUGCUUUCUCGGUGUGAAGUGUGAAGAAGUGCGGCAACUUUACGAGAUAUUUAAACGAAACCGCAAAUCACAGGGAAUCGGCCUACGUUCACCAGUGAAUUUCUUGCUGAUAUACGGAACGGAACUUUUAUUGGGUCCUAAUGCAACGAUUAUGAGAGUAUAUCCAUUUAUUUGUCAUGACGAGUUACCGUGUACAGAUUUGGUGUUCAAAACGUGCUAUCUAGAAACCAUGCUAGAAAGAGAUAUUCAGACUCGAAGAUACUCUUUUGCCUUUAAAAAACCCCAAGCCAAUGGAUAUGUUUAAUCAAAUGCUUAAAUGUAGUAUUCAUCCAAAUAAGUAACAUAUUCUUGGGAAUAUGUUCCUCCAGUAGGCAGGAGUCAAGGCAGUCUUCUUCGUCGCCAUUCAUGUUGGUCCAUCGCUCUGAAAACUGUACCGAUGUUACCAAACCUCUCAAAUGAUUUGUGACUACUCCACGGGCUGCUGAUGUAUAAGAUUUGAUAAAGAAAGGUGUAAAUUUCUGGUGCUAAGUGAAUUGAUAUUGGAUAGUCAGUAGCCUGUACUUGAUUUUCACAAAUCAAGUACUUGAUUUGUGAAACAAGCAUAUAAAGUAUGCAAUCUGCCAUAUAUGCAUAAACCUCUUAUUAACAUUGAUAUAAGAACCUAUUGCUUUUUAAAAUAAGACACUGAUUGUUAUUAGUUUGCUGAAUGACUACCAUGAAACUUACAAAUGCAAAUAAUAGCGCAUUAGUAACAUCCACAUACUGUCUUUUUUUCUCACUAUAUGGGAAAAAAAUAUAUAAUAAUAAUUAAUAUAAUACAUAUUGUGGGAAAAUGAUGUGCUAUGUGUUUUAUGUUAGCCCCUCUGGUUUCCAUAGAAUGCGGCAUUUGCUUACCAUCAGGCAACAUGUGGGUUGCCUGAUGGUAAGUACUUGUCUUCUAUGCUAAAAAAUAGAUAUUGGAUAUGCAUGAUGAUAGCAGAUGUUUUUAUAAGCCUUGAUUUUGGAAUGGCCAAGCGAAAUAAAUCUCUACAUUGGAUCAUGGGAUAUAGAUCCACUAUUAUAUAAGGAAUUAAUUAUUAAGUUUUACCCUACACUAAGCUGUUAACAAACCUUUGAUGUUAUACCAAAGGAUUUUUAAAAGUGUACAUCUGUAAAAAGGAUUUUUAGCUUGAUGACAACCUUGUUGGAAUCUGACUAGAGGAUUGUAAUAAUCAGCACACUGCCAAAACAUAUAACUAUGUAUGUACAAAAAAAAUACUGUAAUGUGUAAAGUAUUACUGGAUUUUAGCACAUUCAAAUAUUGUGAAAUUUUGUUAUUUAGCCACUAUUUGUCAAAGUGAUCUCAAUAUAAAAAGAUGAAAUGACAGCAAAAUCAUAGUGGCAUUCCUAAAAUCCAAAUGAAAAAUGCUGUCCUACAAAAUAUAGUUGGAUAUUAAAUGCUGAUUAAAAAAUAUAUUCUUAAAUAGAAAUCCUAUUACUUUUGGCAUUGUGUUCACAUCCGCCUACGAAAUUUAUACAAAUUAAAAUCUGUGCCUAUGGUUCAAUUGACUGUGUUUGUAACAUGGAUUUUAAUAAGUACUUCGUCAGUACCUACUCAUUCCAUGGUUUGUAAAAAGUGUAAAAGUAGACAAUAAUAGUUUGCUGCCAUGGUUUCGCGCCAGUCAGCAAAAUAUUAAGUAUUUUCGUACAUGUACUGAGGAGAAAUUAUAUUACCAAGCAGUCAUGUUUAUUGUCAUAUUUAUCUCUGAUGUAGUUAUUUGUAAUAAGAUAAAUGUUGUAUAUCCAUCUCACCUAACCUGUUUAGUUUUUGUUUGGUACAACCAUUUGUGUGAGUAGACCAAUGCCUACAACUGUAUAAGCAAAAUUCAUUACUUUUAACUUUUCAUGUUAAAACAAAAAUAAUAGUCCCAUUAUGUUACAAGGUGCAAACUAAUGUUAAUCCCUUGCAGACAAUCAGGUCCUCAGAAAUGUUUUUUAUUCUAGGGUGUGCGGCCUUCUCAUGAUGAAUGCAUGCAUAUUAGUUGGUAGAUGCCAAACUUUGUAUAUCUAGUUUGGCAAUAAAAAAUUUCAUAAUAUUGUU